AUGACCACCGCUACGUCCCCCAUCCUGUUGAAAUGGGACCCCAAGAGUCUGGAGAUCCGCACCCUGACCGUGGAGCGGCUGCUGGAGCCCCUGGUCACACAGGUGACCACCCUGGUGAAUACCAGCAACAAAGGGCCCAGCAGUAAGAAGAAGGGGCGCUCCAAGAAGGCCCACGUGCUGGCCCUGUCCGUGGAGCAGGCCACGCAGAACUUCCUGGAGAAGGGCGAGCAGAUCGCCAAGAACAGCCACGAUCUCAAGGAGGAGCUCAUCCUCGCCGUGGAGGAUGUCCGCAAGCAAGGUGAUUCAAUGCGCGUGGCCUCCCAGGAGUUUGCUGACGACCCUUGCUCCUCGGUGAAGCGCGGCACCAUGGUGAGGGCUGCCCGCGCCCUGCUCUCCGCCGUCACCCGCCUGCUCAUCCUCGCCGACAUGGCCGAUGUCAUGAGGUUGCUGGCCCACCUGAAAAUCGUGGAGGAGGCCCUGGAGGCAGUGAAGAAUGCCACCAACGAGCAGGACCUCGCCAACCGCUUCAAAGAGUUUGGCAAGGAGAUGGUGAAGCUCAACUAUGUGGCUGCCCGCAGACAGCAGGAGCUGAAAGACCCUCAGUGCCGGGACGAAAUGGCGGCUGCGCGCGGCGCCCUGAAGAAGAACGCCACCAUGCUCUACACGGCCUCGCAGGCCUUCCUGCGCCACCCGGACGUGGCGGCCACGCGCGCCAACCGCGACUACGUCUUCAAGCAGGUGCAGGAGGCCAUCGGGGGCAUCAGCAGUGCCGCUCAGGCCACCUCGCCCGGCGACGAGAAGCACGGCCACGCCGGCAUCGGCGAGCUGGCCGCGGCCCUCAACGAGUUUGACAACAAGAUCAUCCUGGACCCGCUGACGUUCAGCGAGGCACGUUUCCGCCCCUCCCUGGAGGAGCGCCUGGAGAGCAUCAUCAGUGGCGCCGCCCUCAUGGCCGACUCGUCCUGCACCCGCGACGACCGUCGCGAGCGCAUCGUGGCUGAGUGCAACGCCGUCCGGCAGGCCCUGCAAGACCUGCUGAGCGAGUACAUGAACAAUACUGGCAGGAAAGAGAAAGGAGACCCGCUGAACUCUGCCAUCGACAAGAUGACCAAGAAGACCAGGGACCUGCGCAGACAGUUGAGGAAGGCGGUGAUGGACCACAUCUCAGACUCGUUCCUGGAGACCAACGUGCCGCUGCUGGUGCUCAUCGAGGCGGCCAAGAGUGGCAACGAGAAGGAGGUCAAGGAGUAUGCGCAGGUGUUCCGGGAGCACGCCAACAAGCUGGUCGAGGUGGCUAACCUGGCCUGCUCCAUCUCCAACAACGAGGAGGGUGUGAAGCUGGUGCGAAUGGCUGCCACCCAGAUCGACAGCCUCUGCCCACAGGUGAUCAAUGCGGCCCUCACCCUGGCUGCUCGGCCCCAGAGCAAGGUUGCCCAGGACAACAUGGACGUGUUCAAGGACCAAUGGGAGAAGCAGGUGCGCAUCCUCACCGAGGCCGUCGACGAUAUCACUUCUGUGGAUGACUUCCUGUCCGUGUCAGAAAACCACAUUCUGGAGGACGUGAACAAGUGCGUGAUCGCCCUGCAGGAAGGCGACGUGGACACCCUGGACCGCACGGCGGGCGCCAUCAGGGGUCGGGCGGCCCGCGUCGUUCACAUCAUCAACGCGGAGAUGGAGAACUACGAGCCAGGCGUUUACACCGAGCGCGUUCUGGAGUCUAUCAAGCUGCUGUCUGAGACGGUCAUGCCCCGUUUCGCUGAACAAGUGGAGGUGGCCAUCGAGGCGCUGAGCACAAACCCCCCACAGCCCUUCGAGGAGAACGAGUUCAUCGACGCGUCCCGCCUGGUCUACGACGGCGUGCGUGACAUACGGAAAGCCGUUCUUAUGAUCAGGACACCUGAGGAGCUGGAGGAUGACUCAGACUUUGAGCAGGAGGACUACGACGCCCGCAGCAGGACCAGCGUCCAGACAGAGGACGACCAGCUCAUCGCCGGACAGAGCGCCAGGGCCAUCAUGGCCCAGCUUCCUCAGGAGGAGAAGGCGAAGAUCGCCGAGCAGGUGGAGAGCUUCCGGCAGGAGAAGUGCAAGCUGGACGCCGAAGUGGCCAAGUGGGACGACAAUGGCAACGACAUCAUCGUCCUUGCCAAGCAGAUGUGCAUGAUCAUGAUGGAGAUGACGGACUUCACCAGAGGCAAAGGGCCCCUGAAGAACUCCUCUGAUGUCAUCAACGCCGCCAAGAAGAUUGCAGAGGCAGGCUCCAGGAUGGACAAACUGGCCCGCGCUGUCGCCGACCAGUGCCCUGACUCGGCCUGCAAGCAGGACCUGCUGGCCUACCUGCAGAGAAUCGCCCUGUACUGCCACCAGCUCAACAUCUGUAGCAAGGUCAAGGCCGAGGUCCAGAACCUGGGAGGAGAGCUCAUCGUCUCUGGGCUGGACAGCGCCACCUCCCUGAUCCAGGCGGCCAAGAACUUGAUGAACGCUGUGGUGCUCACAGUCAAGGCCAGCUACGUGGCGUCCACCAAGUACGCCAAGGUGUACGGCGCCGCUGCCGUCAACUCGCCUGUGGUCAGCUGGCGCAUGAAGGCGCCCGAGAAGAAGCCCUUGGUGAAGCGGGAGAAGCCCGAGGAGUGUCAGACGCGCGUUCGACGGGGCUCGCAGAAGAAGCACAUCUCGCCCGUCCAGGCCCUUAGCGAGUUCAAGGCCAUGGACUCCUUCUAA
Molecule: messenger RNA, 2718 nt
Organism: Salvelinus namaycush (lake trout)
Lineage: Eukaryota; Metazoa; Chordata; Actinopteri; Salmoniformes; Salmonidae
Product: catenin alpha-2
Exons: 17
Coding region: 1-2718 (905 amino acids)
Biological process (GO): cell migration; cell-cell adhesion
Cellular component (GO): catenin complex; actin cytoskeleton; adherens junction
Molecular function (GO): cadherin binding; actin filament binding; structural molecule activity
Source: RefSeq, a predicted model, not a curated record